AACCACAGGUGUGGCGAAGGGAGACGCGCCACGAUCAGCACUUGCAGAAGAGUCAAGUCGGAUGACGUGAAUGAAAACAUGCCGCAGAGGAAACUUUGAGGGAAGUUUGUCCUCGACUCAACUUUUUCUUCGUUUGCGAAAUUAGAUGGAGUGAUUGAAUCUCGACAUUCGUUUGAAUCGCUGCGCAAGGUGCUCUGCCAAAAAAAAAAAAAAAAUGGAUUUAGGCUUCCUCACACGAAGAGGACUUUUAUUCCUCGUUUUCACAGUGUUGAGUUUUCUGCAUGGAUCCAGGGGAGAGAUCCCUCCCAAACCAACCGGCGGUGUCACGCUCGUGCCCCCGGUAAAGCCCGACGAUGUCCCCCAGGCGUAUCCAGACGGACCCAAGUCCAACUUACCGGUCUUUACCAUGGAUUAUCCCAGGAUACAGAUCCCCUUCGAGAUCACUCUGUGGGUGCUGCUGGCUUCAUUCGCAAAGAUUGGUUUCCAUGUGUACCACAAGAUCACCAUCUGGGUGCCGGAGUCGUGCCUGCUGAUCAGCGUCGGUCUGAUCGUGGGGGGCAUCAUGCACUCAGUCCACGAGGAGCCCCCCGCCGUGCUCUCCAGCACCGUCUUCUUCCUCUACAUGUUGCCCCCCAUCGUCCUCGACUCGGGCUACUUCAUGCCCACCAGGCCCUUCUUUGAGAACAUCGGCACGGUGUUGUGGUUUGCAGUGGUGGGGACUCUGUGGAACAGCAUCGGCAUCGGCAUGUCUCUGUUCGCCAUAUGCCAGAUUGAGGCUUUCGGCGUCCAGGACCUCAACCUCCAGGAGAACCUGCUGUUCGCCACCAUCAUCUCGGCCGUGGACCCGGUGGCCGUGCUGAGCGUGUUCGAGGACGUGUCCGUGAACGAGCAGCUCUACAUCGUGGUGUUCGGGGAAUGCCUCUUCAAUGAUGCCGUCACUGUGGUGCUGUACAACAUGUUCAGCUUUGUGGCGGACAUGCCGGUGGUGGAGCCGGUGGACGUUUUCCUCGGGGUGGCGAGGUUCUUCGUGGUCGGUCUCGGUGGGAUGGGCUUCGGCAUUCUGUUUGGCUUCGUGGCCGCCUUCACCACGAGAUUCACCUCCAAGGUCCGAGAGAUCGAGCCCCUCUUCAUAUUCAUGUACAGCUACCUGGCCUAUUUGGUGGCCGAGCUCUUCGCCAUCUCAUCCAUCAUGGCCAUCGUCACCUGUGCCCUCACCAUGAAAUACUAUGUGGAGGAAAAUGUUUCCCAGCGUUCCUGCACGACCAUCCGCCACGUGGUCAAGAUGCUGGGCUGCAUCUCCGAGACCCUCAUCUUCUUCUUCCUCGGGGUCGUCACGAUAACAACGGAACACGAGUGGAACUGGGGCUACAUCCUGUGCACGCUGCUCUUUGCCUUUGUGUGGAGAGGUCUUGGUGUCCUGGUGCUGACGCAGAUCAUUAACCCUUUCCGCACCAUCCCCUUCCAAAUGAAAGAUCAGUUUGGUAUGGCCUACGGCGGCCUGCGAGGUGCAAUUUCAUUCGCCCUAGCUUUCACGCUUCCCGAUAGCAUCGGCCGCAAGCAGCUUUUCAUCACGGCCACCAUCGCCAUCAUCCUCUUCACCGUGUUUCUGCAGGGCAUCAGUAUCCGUCCUUUGAUCGAGUUCAUCAAUGUCCGCAGAACCAACCGCAAUCUUGACACCAUCAACGUGGAGAUCCACUGCAGGCUCAUGGAGCACACCAUAUCGGGCAUAGAGGACCUCUGUGGACAGUGGAGCCACUUCUACUGGAAGGACAAGUUCAUGAAAUUCAACAAUCGAAUCCUGCGUAGGAUCCUGAUCCGGGACAGUCGCGCCGAGUCCAGUAUUGUGGCUCUGUACAAGAAGCUGGAGCUGCAGAACGCCAUGGAGAUCCUGGACACGGUGUCGGGAGACAUCAGUGCCGCUCCGUCUAAAGUCUCUCUCUAUGAGGAAAAGAAAAGCUCUGCUAAACCUAAGAGGAAGUUCAUGGCUGGCGACCUGAAGAACAUGCAUGACAUCCUGUCCAAGAACAUGUACAAGAUCAGGCAACGGACGGUGGCCUUCACGGGUAAGCACGCCCUGCCCAAUGACGCCCAAACCAAAGAGAUACUGAUCAGACGCCAUGCGAGCAUCCGCCGCAGCCUGCGACCUGGCAGCUUUCAGACAUCGGCGGUGCCCAAGUCUCAGAAGUACUUCUCUCUUCCUGCUGGGCAGAGUCUCGACUCAAAAUUGUUUCCCCCUGAGAGACUGAGCUAUGCAGAUGAUCAGGAAACCAUGUCCGAGGUGGCCUACCCCUCCAAACGCUCUCGGUUUGGCCAGCCAGCGCGCUCCUCCUCCAGAGCCAUGAUGCCCCUGCAGAGGCUCGAUACCCUCACAGAAGUGUCCUCUGUUGACGUUCUGAACGAAGGCCGAGGUGAGAGGGGCAGGCCGGGGCGUGGCAGAACAAACUCCUCCUCCAGUGGUUCCCGUGUGCCUGCUCCUCGCCGUCACAUCACCCCCUCUGCUGACGAUGACAACGGCUCAGCUGACGACUUUACAAAUGUGCGUCAGGAAGCAGCAGCAGAAGAGGAGGAGCGGCAGCAGGAGGAGCAGCCUUCCUCUCGACCUCCUGCCUGGGCUGCUGAACCCAGAGACAACGUGGCGACACGAAACCCUCUGCUCAAGCGGCCGCAGUGGAACCCGAAGAAGAUGUAAAAGUUGUUUCCUUGGGCAUUCAGCGGCAGCUGGACUGCUGCAGACUGAGUCGCGGGUUCUCGAGCAGCCCCAGGGCCUCGAGAUGUAACUGUGUGUUCAUACUGCGUAAAGUCAGUUAUCAGUGGAGAUGCAGUCAUUUCUUCAUAGAGAUGGACCAACUUUAAAAUGAGCCAAAAUGGACAGAAGUCAGAUCUCAGAAGAGCACAGUGCACUAUAGUGGAGGAACUGAGUAUGAACUGUGAACAGUGAAUCAUUCUGACGCUUUGUGUAGUUUUUUUUUAAUUCUUAUCUUUCCGUAGGAUUUUUAAAAAAAAUGUUCAAAGGCGAUGUAAGUUAAACCUUUUUUUUAUUGUGUCUAUUUCUCUGUUUCUUUACAUGUAAAUAUUAUAGUCUUUUGUACAGAUAUUGCCUGAUGUCUGUUACGGCUGUAUGAUUGAGGAUACACGUUUUUAUUGCUGUGCAGUACAAGUAAACUUGUGUGCCUGUUACAGUCAUGGAUCCCACAAAUCUGGGAACACCUUGUAACCGUUUUCUUAAUCCCGU
Molecule: messenger RNA, 3232 nt
Organism: Scophthalmus maximus (turbot)
Lineage: Eukaryota; Metazoa; Chordata; Actinopteri; Pleuronectiformes; Scophthalmidae
Gene: slc9a2
Product: solute carrier family 9 member 2
Exons: 13
Coding region: 215-2689 (824 amino acids)
Biological process (GO): proton transmembrane transport; sodium ion transport; regulation of pH
Cellular component (GO): membrane
Molecular function (GO): sodium:proton antiporter activity
Source: RefSeq, a predicted model, not a curated record